AGAAACGUGAAGGUGGCGGCAGUGUUAAUGCACAUCUUCAGAACAAAUAAAUAGCGACAUUUGUGUUUCGGCAUUUUAGCUGGGGAUGUUGCAACUUUUCUGAAGCCCUGGGAAAAGAAGACGUGGCAUAAGGCUCGCUUUUGGUUUCAUUAGUGCUGCUAGCUAUAUAUCGUAGCUACAUAAGAACACCACGGAGCGGUAGCUGGCGAACGGGCGCGAUCUGAGUCAAAAGCAAGGCAGCGAGCUGAAAACCACCGCAUUUCGCAGCGAAACUGGAGGGGGUGGCACUAGCGAGCCAUUCUGACCCGAAGCUUGAAUGAAGCCCUUUCUGCAUCUACCUGCGUCCAAAAUACAAAUGUUUUUCAUUUUUCCACAUUCUCGGUGAAAAUGCUGCGCUUAUUUUUAACGGGCGCUCGUAACAAACCAGGAUAACUAGUGGAGUAAAAAAAAAGGACGAUCGCCCUAAAAAGCUGCGCUGAGCGACAUCGAGGGAAGCAAACAUCGGAGGGUUUCGGUGGUACUGUGCACGGCUCACGGUGAAAUUCAGAUGGAUUUUUGUAUCUAGACGAUGGUUUUCUACGUAAAAUCACCGGGAAAGAAGACUCUAUCGAGGGGAACUAACUUUGACGACAGCUGUCGAUAGCUGAUUCACAAGCUCACCAGCUAACUGUUGCUAAAAGUAGCUAUUUGGGCUAGCUAGCGGAUUCUUUAGAUUGUUGCGGGGUGUCUUUUUGUUGAUCGAUGCAUCUCGGUGUGGCGGAGCCGAUGCGGGACUGCGAGUACAGCCAGAUCAGCACACGCAGCUCGACACCCAUGGAGUCCCCGCACAAGAAGCGGACCCCGAGGCGGAAGUGGCAAACCUUCCCGGGCCGGAAUAAAUUCUACUGCAAUGGGAGGAUUAUGAUGGCCAGGCAGACCGGUGUCUUCUACCUCACCCUGGUCCUCAUCAUAGUCACCAGCGGUCUCUUCUUCGCUUUCGACUGUCCGUUCCUGGCCUCCAGCCUCACGCCGGCCGUCCCGGCCAUCGGGGGCGUGCUGUUCCUCUUCGUUUUGGGGACGCUGCUCAGAACCAGCUUCAGCGACCCCGGCGUUCUGCCCAGAGCCACGCCCGAUGAGGCCGCCGACCUGGAGCGACAGAUAGACAUCGCUAACGGGUCCAGUUCGGGAGGGUACCGGCCACCCCCCAGGACAAAAGAGGUCAUCAUUAACGGGCAAACAGUCAAACUGAAGUACUGCUUCACCUGCAAGAUCUUCAGACCCCCUCGGGCCUCCCACUGCAGCCUCUGUGACAACUGCGUGGAGCGGUUUGACCACCACUGUCCUUGGGUCGGUAACUGCGUGGGGAAGAGGAACUACCGCUUCUUCUACAUGUUCAUCCUGUCGCUGUCCUUCCUCACCGUCUUCAUCUUCGCCUUCGUCAUCACACACGUCAUCCUAAGAUCUCACCGCUCCGGCUUCCUCAACGCACUCAAAGACAGCCCUGCCAGCGUGCUGGAGGUGGUGGUGUGCUUCUUCUCCGUCUGGUCCAUCGUGGGCCUGUCCGGGUUCCACACCUACUUAAUCAGCUCCAACCAGACCACCAACGAAGACAUUAAAGGAUCGUGGUCAUCGAAAAGAGGGAAGGACAACUACAACCCAUACAGCUACGGGAACAUCUUCACCAACUGCUGCGCGGCGCUUUGCGGGCCCCUCCCACCCAGUCUAAUUGACAGACGGGGCUUCAUCCAGCCGGACACGCCCCAGCCUGCCCCGCCCACCAAUGGGAUCACGAUGUAUGGGUCUACGCAGUCGCAGAGUCACAUGUGUGACCAAGACCAGUGCAUUCAGAGCACCAAAUUCGUUUUGCAGGCGGCGGCCACGCCCCUGCUACAGAACGAGCCGGUCAUCAUGGCCAGCGAGCCCCCCCUGCCGGCCCGGACCUCCCUGGGGGGCCACUGCACCUCCCUGCCCCUGGGCCAGCCCACCCCGCCCACCUCCACGCCCAACCUGAGCUGCGAGGCGGACCUGAUCCCCCACCAGGAGGGGGUACACCACCACUUCCUGACGCCCGAGGAGGCGCCCUCGCCCCCCGGCAUGCUGCCCUGCGGCAGCCCCCUGGACCACAGCCACACCAUGCAGUUCUACAGCCCCGCCAGCCAGGACUCGCUGCACGAGGACUCCGUCAGAGGCCUGGUCAAACUCAGCUCCGUCUGACCGGCAAGUCACCCCCCCCACCCCCCA
This is a messenger RNA of Megalops cyprinoides (Indo-Pacific tarpon), 2220 nucleotides long. RefSeq names its product probable palmitoyltransferase ZDHHC14. Gene Ontology annotation, cellular component: endoplasmic reticulum; Golgi apparatus. The coding region runs from base 742 to 2193 and encodes 483 amino acids. The transcript has 10 exons. NCBI's taxonomy places the organism in Eukaryota, Metazoa, Chordata, Actinopteri, Elopiformes, Megalopidae. The record is from RefSeq and is a predicted model, not a curated record. Gene Ontology annotation, biological process: peptidyl-L-cysteine S-palmitoylation; protein targeting to membrane. Gene Ontology annotation, molecular function: protein-cysteine S-palmitoyltransferase activity.